Bombus impatiens (common eastern bumble bee) is the source of this 699-nucleotide messenger RNA. It is a transcript of the gene Rpb12, whose product is annotated as DNA-directed RNA polymerases I, II, and III subunit RPABC4. Gene Ontology annotation, cellular component: RNA polymerase III complex; RNA polymerase I complex; RNA polymerase II, core complex. Gene Ontology annotation, biological process: DNA-templated transcription. The record is from RefSeq and is a predicted model, not a curated record. Bases 167 to 340 code for a protein of 57 amino acids. NCBI's taxonomy places the organism in Eukaryota, Metazoa, Arthropoda, Insecta, Hymenoptera, Apidae. The transcript has 3 exons. Gene Ontology annotation, molecular function: DNA binding; zinc ion binding; DNA-directed RNA polymerase activity.
GAGGGAGAGGGAGAGGGAGAGAGAGAGGGAGAGGGAAUGGGAGAAAGACAGUCACUUGCUCUUUGCGUAGGUACUUAUGCACAAGCAGCAAGUGCGCAAUCGAUUAACAAGAUAGUCAGUAAACUUUAUUGCGAAACGCAAAGGUUUUGAUUGAAAAUUGGGUACAAUGGAAUCUAGCAAGUCGGAAUCGACGCCAAAACAGGCUAUGGUAUACAUUUGCGGAGAAUGUCAUCAUGAUAAUGAAAUACGCCCAAGAGAUCCAAUUCGAUGCCGAGAAUGUGGGUAUAGGAUCAUGUACAAGAAACGAACUAAAAGACUUGUUGUGUUUGAUGCACGAUAAAGCAAUCUAUCAUUUUCUAUAAAUUAUAUAUCGGUCAUUAAUAAAUGUAAUGUAAUGUAAUACCAAAAGCUGGAAUAAGACAAAUAAUGGAAGAAAACCUGCCAUCGUGUCAAAUAUAUAAUAUAGGAGGAAUAGAAAAUAGAAACCAUAUAUUAAGUAAACGACCCAUGUAUAAAGAAGUUAAGUCAAACGUAUUAAGAAAUAGGGAAUGCCCAAAAAAUGGGAAACCAUUGAGAAAGGAAUGUGGGAGUUGAUGAACAUCAUGAAUGGAAGCUUAAAACUAAGGGCAUCAUAUAAUAAUAGCGAUAGUAAUAGCGAUAGUUCAAAGAAGGCAAAGAAUCAAAUAAUCCACAAACCAA